UCCUCCCCGAAUAAGCUUUAACUGCACAUUAAAAUUUUAAAAUAUGUGCAGCAGAACGGCACCGUUUGACUUAGCGAUUUGCAGAUUUAAAUCUUGAUAUAUUAUUAUGUAGUACGAGAUAAAAUAAACUAGGAAUUUGACAGUCAAUGCUCGCAAGAAGUGAAGCAAAAAACAGGCCUUAUUUGUUUGGUAGCUGUUGUCUGCAGCAUCCCUAUUUUGAAACUCUUCUCCAUUUCACACACUCUCAUCCAUCUCCCUAUAAAAUCCAAACCUACCCAUUUCUAGCUUCUUCACUUACUCCCUUCUCCAUCAGAUAGAGAGAAGAAGAAGAAGAAGAAAGUGAAAUGGCGGUCAGUUCUAGAGGGAAAAUGACAGAGUUCGGGGGAAUUGUUUCAAGGAAGUGGAAUGAUAGAGAAAUAAGCCCAGAAAGAAACAAAGUCUGGAUUGAACCCAAGCCUCACAACAACAAGUCUUCCCUCACUGAAAGAAAGGUUUCUGUUGUUUAUUAUUUGUCUAGGAGUGGUCAGCUUGAACAACCUCAUUUCAUGGAAGUUCCUCUCUCUUCUAAUGAUGGACUUUAUCUCAAAGAUGUAAUCAACCGCCUAAACCUCCUUCGAGGCAAAGGCAUGGCUAGUCUAUACUCUUGGUCUUCCAAACGGAGCUACAAAAACGGAUUCGUUUGGCACGACUUAGCAGAAAACGAUUUCAUUUACCCGUCUCAUGGCCAAGAAUACAUUCUCAAAGGAUCGGAGAUUCUCGACCACACGAUCAACUCUCAAGCACUUGACAUAACGUCGUCUUCUUUUCGAUUACCAAAACCGGCGGAGUCUCAGAAGUCAGAGAACGAGCAUGAUUUUCCGUCAAUAAGACGGCGGAGGAAUCAGUCUUGGAGUUCCAUUGAUCUCCAUGAGUACAAAGUUUACAAGUCUGAGUCGAGACCCGAAUCAAUCGGGAGAAUCGCUGCUGAUGCGUCGACUCAGACUGAUGAUAAGAGGAGAAGAAGAAAAGCGUUGGUUAAGGAACCGGAAAUCGAAGAGCUAGAAAGUACUGAAAGUCAAAGUCAAGAGUUGGAGCUGAAUCAUACUACGGAGCUGAGUAGGGAAGAGAUUUCACCUCCACCGUCGGAUUCAAGCCCGGAGACAUUGGAAUCCUUAAUGAAAGCUGAUGGACGGUUGAGAUUGGGCAACGGUGGUGGUAGUAACGAAGAUAGCUUGAACCGUACGGCUGAGGGUUGCCCAAGUGGGAGGAUUAAGGCGUCGUCCGUUUUGAUGCAGUUGGUAUCGUGCGGUUCGAUGUCGUUUAAGGAUUGUGGAGCCAGCUCAGAGAAGGAUGAAGGGUUCUUGUUCAUUGGACAUUACAAAUCGAGGUUACCACGCGGGGCAGGGAAUUGUAGCCAGGUGGGAAAAGAAGCAGGGAUUGAGAGGGAAACGGGGAGCUUCUCAAGGGUAAGCUUGGAAGAUAAAGAGUAUUUUAGUGGUAGCUUGAUUGAGACCAAGAAAGAGGAGAUCCCUAACUUGAAGAGAUCUUCUUCUUACAAUGCUGAUAGCAGGAGCUCGCAGUUGCAGCUGGCUGGAAAGGAGAUGGACGGAGUGCGUACAAAGUGCAUACCGAGGAAGCCGAGAACUUAGUGAUGGAAGAAAAAAGUCAACACCGUCGCAUGACACCAAUUAAAGUAGAAGCUAUAAUUGAAAGACGCGAUGUCUAGAUCUGAAUUACUUAUGUGAAUUGUAGUAAUUUGUAGUUUCGUAACUAAACAGUGAGAACUGUUGGGAAUAGCAAUGGCAAAUUAUUUAUAGAGCAAGCUGCUUAGCGGACGGUUUGCCUUCGCAAUGAUAGGAAGCGCAGGGUUGGGUGAUUGGUGCCUUGGUUUUUGUGGGAGUGGCUAAGUCUUGUUGUCGGUGCACGGGCGAUAACCUCUAGUUGUGAUAUGUCCUUUUUGACACUAAUUUAGUUCGACUCUGAAUUAAAACAUAGGAAAUGGAAUUUCAUCUA
Gossypium arboreum is the source of this 1992-nucleotide messenger RNA. RefSeq names its product protein SOSEKI 5. The record is from RefSeq and is a predicted model, not a curated record. Lineage: Eukaryota; Viridiplantae; Streptophyta; Magnoliopsida; Malvales; Malvaceae. The transcript has 5 exons. The coding region runs from base 345 to 1628 and encodes 427 amino acids.